AUGCUUUUGAGACGCUUUCUUUCGUUUUCAACAACUCUCAAUCCGUCUCGUCUCUCCGUUUGUCCUCAUCAUUUGUCUGUUCUUUUGCUUACAACACCUUCUCAACUCUCCAACUCUAUUGAGCAUGCUUCCGUUAUUGUUAAAUCUACCUCUACAACUGCUGUGGUUGCUUGUAUAGACACUAUUCUAGGCCAUAGAAAUGCUGUUUCCCAGCUCUGGUUUCGCAAUCCUAUCCAGAUCUCUUCUUAUCUCCCGUUACCCGAGGAUAUUGAUAAUAAUAGAGGACUCAAGAGCUCUUUCAGCGACGCUGCGCCCGUUCAACUGGAUAAGAACUGGAAAGAUACCUCCAAAAGCACCCAGCUGUUGAUUGGAUUUGGUAGCCAUUCCAUCCAAGUUAAUCUAGCAAACACCUUGUUUAGUAACGGCGAACAAUCUACCUGUUUUUUCAUCCAGCCGAAUAAUCAUCCAGGCAAUUGGAUCAAUUUGGCCGAGAUAUCCAUACAAUUACCCAUGGAUGAACAUGCAGAUGAAGAUUAUUCCAUUACCAAUCUUAAUAAACUUAAGGAGUUGGCCUUUGAAGACACCAACAACCCUACAGCUUCGCUGUACCAAAUCUCAUCAUAUACUUCAAACAUGAUAGAGACCAUCAACGAUCGACCUGCUGCUGAUUAUCUCAUCAACAAUAGAAAGAUCCAAAAGACCAAAAAGGAAUUGUAUCUCCAGUUGAUAAAUCAGACACAGCCAGAAAAGGCAAGGCCAUUUUCGUCACUGAAACGCUCGCCUAACAAUGACAUGUAUCAACUCGUUGUAGGGGGGCUUGGCUGGGGUGAAAAACAGGGCAUGAUAGUCUUGGACCCUGCAGUCGGCGAAGUAGGGCAUCGUUACUGUCGUCUCUACCAAUAUGAUCCCAGUAAGUCAAUUCAGCAAGUUAAGUCUACUGAAGGCCAGGUCAAAUUACGAGUGCAGUGCAGCGAGCCCGAGUCCGGAUAUCAUGAUUAUGAUCAGCAGGACAGCCCAGUACCUAUUGACGGUGUUGCUGGUUUGGGGAGCGAAUCUGGGUUUCUAAUGGAUGGUGUUUGGCAUAAAUGUAGGGGAGAAGUUAAUGAGGUGGCUAUAAAGCAGAACAAUAAAGACUAG
Brettanomyces nanus is the source of this 1137-nucleotide messenger RNA. RefSeq lists its product as uncharacterized. Bases 1 to 1137 code for a protein of 378 amino acids. Lineage: Eukaryota; Fungi; Ascomycota; Pichiomycetes; Pichiales; Pichiaceae. The record is from RefSeq and is a predicted model, not a curated record. The transcript has a single exon.